AUGCGGCUGGCAAGCCUGUUGCUGCUUACGCUGCCCCCGGCAGCGCAAGCAUUCCGUGCUGCCCCGACUCCCGCCAGCGCGCUUGCCUCGGACUUCCGCGGACCGCUCCCUGCUUCGCAGCAGCGGGCGGCCUCGAACGAGGCAGCAGGACUGAUCCCGCCGUCUGCUCAGCAUCGGAGUAUGCCAGGCGCGCAGAUGAGCGCGCCGGGCGCGGAUCACAUGGGAGUUGGCGAACUGCUGCGCGAGUACGGCCUCGUUGCGAUUCUCUUCCACUUUUCCGUCUGGAUCACCUCGCUUGCCGCUGUCUACGCCGGCGUCUCGCUCGCUGGGCCGGAGGUGCUUUCGGGGCUGCCGGACUGGAUCCCCGGCGAGGCGCAGUCGGGCGGCCAGCUUGCCGUCGCCCUCGGUGUCGUCGAGGUCGUCGGCCCCGCCCGACUCGCCCUCACCGUCGCCGCUACGCCGGCCAUCUCAAGGCAGGCCCGCCGCAUCCCACUCGCGCGCCUUGCGCUGCUCAAGGCGGAGCGCGUGGGUCGGAGGGUGCUCGAAAGGAUGUCUUACGGCUAA
Emiliania huxleyi CCMP1516 is the source of this 564-nucleotide messenger RNA. RefSeq lists its product as hypothetical. Gene Ontology annotation, cellular component: mitochondrion. Bases 1 to 564 code for a protein of 187 amino acids. The transcript has 2 exons. Lineage: Eukaryota; Haptophyta; Isochrysidales; Noelaerhabdaceae. The record is from RefSeq and is a predicted model, not a curated record.